Molecule: messenger RNA, 3413 nt
Organism: Phycodurus eques (leafy seadragon)
Lineage: Eukaryota; Metazoa; Chordata; Actinopteri; Syngnathiformes; Syngnathidae
Product: dicarboxylate carrier SLC25A8-like
Exons: 6
Coding region: 421-1386 (321 amino acids)
Biological process (GO): adaptive thermogenesis; response to cold; mitochondrial transport
Cellular component (GO): mitochondrial membrane
Molecular function (GO): oxidative phosphorylation uncoupler activity
Source: RefSeq, a predicted model, not a curated record
UGUGUGUGUGUGUGUGUUUUGAUGUACAGAAAUGGGAGGAAAAAAGCUGUUGUAAAGUAAGUGUCCUAUUUUGUAUUUUUCUAAAUAAAUAUUUGCCAUCCACUCAGUGUCCUCACGAGAACAGACUCAUUACGUUACACAGGUUUGGUGUCAAAUAGUUGCACAGGUGACGUGGCUCAUUUGUGUCGGGUGUGUUUUCAUGCCUGGCAUGCACAUGACAGACUGAACGACUGAUCGCCUCUGGCGAUCUUGUCUUCUUACAACGCCAUGACAGUUCGUAUCUCAUGUGCGGCUGAAGGCGCUCAGCUUUCAAAGGACUAACUUUCCUGUAAAGUAGCUUUAAUGCAGCCGAGUGCCGAGUUGUCUUUGUGUUUAAGGACAGGUUGAUCCUCAACCAGACUUUUUUUUUUUUUUUUGACGAUGGUCGCCGGAGGAGGUUCUGCCGAUUUUAACCCGUCGGUACCCAUCAAGAUCUUUUCGGCCGGGGCGGCCGGCUGCGUGGCGGACCUGGUCACCUUCCCGCUGGACACGGCCAAAGUCAGACUGCAGAUUCAAGGCGAAUCCAAGCCCUUGGUGAGAGGCCAGAGGGCCACAUACAGAGGAGUGUUCGGCACCAUCUUCACCAUCCGGAGGACCGAGGGUGCCAGGGGCCUGUACAACGGGCUGGUCGCCGGCCUUCACAGACAAAUGAGCUUCGCCUCGGUGCGAGUGGGCCUGUACGACAGCAUGAAGCAGUUCUACAGCAGGGGCUCGGAGAGUAAGUGCAGCCAUUUGGCGGAGAAAGAUGCCGGCAUCGCGGCCCGGCUGCUGUCGGGCUGCACCACGGGGGCCUUGGCUGUGGCCUUGGCCCAGCCCACCGACGUGGUGAAAGUCCGCUUCCAGGCGCAGGUACGCCUGCCCCAGGGCGGCUCGACGACCAGGUACGCCGGCACCAUGGACGCCUACAGGACCAUAGCCAGGGAUGAGGGCGUCCGAGGGCUGUGGAAAGGUUGCCUGCCAAACAUCACUCGCAACGCCAUCGUCAAUUGCUGCGAGAUGGUCACCUAUGACAUCAUCAAGGAGCGCAUCCUGCAGUACAAGCUGAUGACGGACAACAUGCCCUGCCACUUUACUGCCGCCUUCGCCGCCGGGUUCUGCACCACGGUGGUGGCGUCUCCGGUGGACGUGAUCAAAACGCGCUACAUGAACUCGGUGCCGGGCCAGUAUGGCGGCGCCGUCAACUGCGCCUUCACCAUGCUGCUCAAAGAGGGGGCCACCGCCUUCUAUAAGGGAUUCAUGGCCUCCUUCCUGCGCUUGGGCUCGUGGAACAUUGUGAUGUUCGUGAGCUACGAGCAGAUUAAAAGAGGUGUGGCUAAACUGCAGAAGUCCCUGGAGUCUUCGCUCUAACCCGCCUGGCAGGUUGUCGCUUUGUGUUGUGAAAUUUAAGUACGGUAUACCACUUAAAUAAAAUACAACUACACAUGACAGAAACGGCCCAGGAAGGUGUUUGGGCCUGACCUCUGCGAAUGGGUUUCCCACGCUAGUCGUGUUGUGCCUUUCCUACAAAAACAGCAUGUACGAUAACAUUUCUUAUCCAUCCAUCCGUGCAUUUUCUGUACCGCUUAACCUCACGCAGGUCGCGGGCGUGCUGCAGCCUAUCCCAGCUAUCUUCGGGCGAGAGGGGGGCUACGCCCUGAACCGGGGGCCAGCCAAUCGCAGGGCACAACCGCGAACAAACAAAACAACCAUUCGCACUCACAUUUACACCUAUGGGCAAUUUAGAGUCUUCAGUCAACCUCCCACGCAUGUUUUUUUUGUUUGUUUGUUUUUACCAAAAAUGCAACAAAAUGUUUUUUUUUAAAUCUGAAAAACAGAUCAACUAAACAAAAAAGACAAUAUACAUGCAUUUUAUUGUAUGAUAAAACUGGGAACUAAACAUUAAUUUGUAUGAUAUAUUGAAUUGAGAUUAAAUAAGAAAUAUCGUCCAAAUAACAGACAGAAAAUAGAUCAAAUAAAUUCAACAAUUAUGGUCAAUACAUGUUGUUUUUAAUAUUAGAAAAAAAAUAAAUGAUACAUAUUUAAUAGAAGUUUAUGUUGGAGACAAUUUUUUUUUUUUUUUUUUUAAACAGGUACGCCUUUGUGAAAACAAUAGAAAAAGCAAAACAUACGUGAAUUCAACCAUUUACAUACUCGGUAAGAUGAAGUUUUGUUGGCUUUGAAAGUUCCACUGUGGUUUAAAAGGACACUUCAGAGGCUAAUGACACUCGAGUUUAUUUCUUUUAGUUUUUCAUUAUUAUGGAUGGUGUGAUGAAUGAGUACCCUUUUUUACAGUCAAACUGGUGUAGCCUGUCCAUGAUUGUGUGUGUGUGUGUGUGUGUGCGCGCGCGCGCGCCACUACUACCACGACGCUGGGUGAGUUUUUGUUUUUAAGUGGAAUUUUUCGGGAUUUCUUUUUCUCUCGUUUAAAUUUGCAUUCAAGCUUGUGUCGAGUCAUUGUCACAAGGCCAUUGCGAACCAAGAUAAGAGUACACAGAAAUAGUGCAAUACUGAACAUGGACCCACUUUGUCUUCGUUUUUGUUUUACCAUCGUCUCAUGAAAUACUACAAAGACCUCUUGUGGAGGGCUCAGCACUUAUUUAACAUUGCCUUUGUUGACAGUGCAUUUAAAUGUGUCUCAGUUUCCUUGUUUGUGGCACAAAUAAACCUCGCAGAUGUGACUUGCUCAGAUCCAUUUGCAAAAUAAAUAAAAAAACAACCCUUGGGAAAAUAUUUUUUUCAGUCAGUUGUUUCGAUGACAGCGCUGACAAGCAAGAUUUUUGACUUUAAACAGUUGCUGUGAAUUUUGAACAGUUUGACUUGUAUUUUAUUUAUUUAAUUUUUUUGGAGAAGGUUAAAUUAAGUUCACAUGUAAAGGUUAAAGUGCAUUUUAGGUUCAUUCGAAUUUCACCCAAAAGCAGAAUAAAGUGGUGCCUUGAGAUACAAUUUUAAUUGUUACGUGACCACGAUCAUUACUGAAAACACUCGCAUCUCAAAUCAUCUUUCCCCAUUGAAAUGAAUGGAAAUGCCAUUAAUCUGUUGCCGUCUUGAUCUUCUUUCCUCCUGGGUGAGCGCAAAUGACUCUAAAAUAGUGCACAUUGUGUUCCACCCAAUAUUCAUGUACAAUAGUCUUUGUUGACAGAAAUGAAUGACAUCUCGCUUUGGGGCCGCCCGAUCGGGUUUUUCAGGAUGGUUUUGUUUGCACGCAAUUCCAGCCAAUGCAAGCCUCUUUCAAGCAAGACGUCCCACAGAUUUGCCACAUCAAAAGACAUUGAGCCACCAUUUCGCAUAUAUUAUGUUGAUAAUAUUGGUUGCAUGAAUUAGCUACAUUAGAAAGUGUUCAAUUUUGUGUGGGUUUUUUCUUUUUUUUAAACAAAAUAAAAACAAUUAAAAGCUGA